Messenger RNA from Lachnellula hyalina, 432 nucleotides. RefSeq lists its product as uncharacterized. The transcript has a single exon. The record is from RefSeq and is a predicted model, not a curated record. The coding region runs from base 1 to 432 and encodes 143 amino acids. NCBI's taxonomy places the organism in Eukaryota, Fungi, Ascomycota, Leotiomycetes, Helotiales, Lachnaceae.
AUGCCUCUCUGGAACAUCAAACACAGCCCCAACCUGGUCUCUCCCUCCGAAAAACAAGCCAUCGCCGAAGCAGCCACCGCAAUCUACAAAUCCGUCGGCCUCCCCGCCUUCUACGUCCAAGUAAUCUUCACUGAGGUCCCGCCCCACUCCCUCUUCGUAGGAGGAGAAGUACACCCAAAAUACGCAAACAUCCAAAUCAACCACAUCGCUAGAUCCAUUCGUCGUCCUGAGGAUAAGAAACGCUUUCUGGAUAGUCUUGAUAUAGUUUUCACGCGUUUGUUUGAGGGGAAGGGCGCGAGUUGGGAGUAUUUUGUGGGGGAGACAGAGAGGGACAUGUGGAAGAUCAAUGGGAUGCAUCCUCCGGAUGAGGGAUCGGCUAUGGAGAAGAAGUGGGUGGAGUUGAAUAUACCUGUGAAGGAGGGGGGAUUUUAG